UCUCCGGAGCCAGAAACGCCCAAAACGAAAGCACACGCGACGCCACGGACGCCACCCGACCAGCGGCCGCCGCUCAUCGCUCCCUCCGCCCGCGGCGCGAGAGCCGGCCCGACCCCCCGCGACUCGGGCACCGCCGCUGGACGCGACCAGCUGUCAGGGAGCGCGGCCGGCCCGGUCUCCCCCGCGCGGCGGCGGCGGCGGCGGGCGACGAGUAUUCCUCUGUUUCUUGGCUGACGGGGCGAUGUGGGGUGCCAAGGGGGAGGAGAAGGCCGGCGGCGCCUGCGAGGAAUGGAGCUACCAGCUGGGGAACAAGGAUACACUGAGUUUGAAAGCUCCAAAGAAGUCACCUCUCGCGUUGAGGAUGGUUGUUCUCACCAUGACUAUGAUCUGUGGGGUGUUUAUUUGCUCAAUGUGUAUGAAGCAGCUAGGCAGCGACAGCUGGUCAAGGAUAGUGAAGAUUCAAGUUGCAGAACAGUCCUGCAAUAAGUCUUUAAUUCCUCCUUCUGAGGUUCAGUUUGUGCAUUAUCCACAACCACUAAAUUACAGCAGGAAAGAAUGCACCUGUACCCCUGUCCGCUUCUUUGCAAUUAUCUCAUCGCAGCGGUCUGGAAGUGGCUGGUUCGAAACCCUUCUAAACAGUCACAUAAAUGUUAGCUCUAAUGGAGAAAUCUUCUCGAAGAAAGAAAGGAGGAUUAACAUUUCAUCUAUAAUAAAGACAAUGGACAUGGUGUAUAACUUGGAUUGGAAUAGUAGCGCUUCCAAGAAUGAGUGCACUGCUGCUGCUGGCUUCAAAUGGAUGCUUAAUCAGGGUCUUGUGGCAAAUCAGGCUGCUGUGGUUGAUUACUUCAACCAAAGAGGAGUGUCUGUGAUAUUUCUGUUCAGAAGGAAUCUCCUCCGUCAGAUGGUAUCGCAACUAGCAAACAAUCAUGACAGAUACCUUAAGCAAUUAAAAGGAAAACAUAAGGCCCAUGUGCACACAAAAGAUGAGGCGAAUAUACUUGCAAAAUACAAGCCCAGGCUCAACACAACAACAUUAAUGUGGAGUCUGAAACAGGCAGAUGACUACACUCGCAAAGCUCUUGAAAACCUAAAGAGCGUCCGUCACAUUACAUUGUACUACGAGGAUCUCGUCCAAAACAGAACAAUGCUUGUUGAGGUGCUGGAUUUCCUCAAAGUGCCAGUGAGGAAACUAGUCAGCCGGCAUGUGAAGAUACACACGAAACCACUGUCAGAUCAAAUUGAAAACUGGGAUGAAGUCUACAAUGCCCUGAAUGGCACCAAGUUUGAAAGUUUCUUGAAUGCUGACUACCGAACAUGACAUUAUUAUGUCUGCACGUUUCUUGUUUAGAUAUUGGCUCCCGUGUGUUUCUUUUAUUUAUUUCGUUAUUUCUUUCUUAUUAAAAUGAUAGCCUAGGGUGUGCCUGACAAAAGUUUUGACAUGGGGAAUGGCGGGGUUUGCACGGUGGCUCGCAAAUCACAAGUUCUUUGAUAGGUUCCACUAAUUGUCUUGUAUGUUCUUCUCAAUUUUUUUCUUUGAAACUGAUCAACAAGCUUCUAACCUCUUGCAUCCACUGCUAAUUAUGACUUCUCUA
Molecule: messenger RNA, 1592 nt
Organism: Aegilops tauschii subsp. strangulata
Lineage: Eukaryota; Viridiplantae; Streptophyta; Magnoliopsida; Poales; Poaceae
Source: RefSeq, a predicted model, not a curated record